Molecule: messenger RNA, 1077 nt
Organism: Serpula lacrymans var. lacrymans S7.9
Lineage: Eukaryota; Fungi; Basidiomycota; Agaricomycetes; Boletales; Serpulaceae
Exons: 5
Coding region: 1-1077 (358 amino acids)
Source: RefSeq, a predicted model, not a curated record
AUGAAUACUAGUUAUAUCGCUGCAGAAAUGCCAUCAUUCAACGAUGGUGGUUAUUUUUUGGAGACAGACCUAGAGGCAAACCUAGACCAUUCAGUAAUGCAGGGGUUUACCAGAAACCGUACGUCCGCUGUUCUACCAUGGUAUGAACGUCUCUCAUGGGUAUGGAAUGUAGUACCGUUAGCAUUUCAUGUAUCGGAUCCAAGUCAGUCUCAAGUUCCCUACUUCUCUUCAGCUUCACACCCGUGGAAUCUGGUCUCGCCCCAAGAUUUUCUGCCCUCUAAAUCUGCUAGUGGGAUGUCCACCUCAACAUUGACGUCAUCAGUGAUUUAUCCACCAGCUUAUGCAGAAUCCUCAUUAUCAUCUUCAUACACACCUCAGGCUGAUUCUCGAUCAAUGUCCGUCCAAGCUGAACAGCCGCAACUCAACAUGCCCGAUCAUCUUGUAUCAAAAGUACUCAAUACUAGUCGUGGAUAUCUUUUGUUUAUCCUCAUACUCAAGGAUUUACAUCCAAACAAGGAUAGUGCUAUUAAAUUUGCAGCCACCGCACUUACCAUGGCAGCACAAGCACAUCUUUAUACGAAAGCGGGUCUUGUACCUGGAGCCUGUAAGCCCCCCUCUCAAUCCUUCCACAGUGCUGAUUUUGCGGAAGGCUACCAUAUUAACAAAAUCCACCUGACUAAAGAUUCAGUGAUGUCUCAACGUCGAAAAUACAUGAGGAAUUUGAUAAAAGGCUUGAUGGAACCUGGCAUCAGUGGUCGUAUAGCCAAGAAUGAUGGGAGUAAACCAUUCAGCUAUCUAGCAUUUGUUGACAAAAAGCCGCCUACACCGGACAUAAUUUUAACAAGAGUAUUGAUGUUAUUGAGAAACGAAGAGUUUCUUGGGUUGGGCUCUCCAGGAUUACUUUCACUUAUGGUCAAACUCUUUUCACCCAGAAAGGGACGCCCGCGAGAAACAAUGAAGAACUGUUCCCACCCGUACAAUGCUUUUAUAGGAGAUAUGUUACAACCAAAUACUGUGGUUAGUGUCGCCGUGUUUGCCCGGUACAUCCUCAUGCGCAGGUCUAAUGAUGGCAACUGA